Molecule: messenger RNA, 2358 nt
Organism: Enterospora canceri
Lineage: Eukaryota; Fungi; Microsporidia; Enterocytozoonidae
Source: the annotation of a GenBank genome assembly
AUGGCCAUGGAAAUUGAAAAUAAAAGAGACACUCGUAUAGAAUACAGGUUUGACAGAAAUAAUGAGCUUAAGACAACCAUUACAGAGAGAUACCGUAGAGAUAUCACACCAGAACUCAUUGAUGAGUCACAAAAGACCAUAUAUCUCGUUGAAUAUGGAACUAUUCAGGAAUAUUUUGGACUGAUUUAUAUUCUUGAGAAACAGCUCAUUGUUCUACAAUCUGAUAUUUUGGACAUGAAUGAACAGGCAUACAGUGUAAUGAAGAACAACAUGGAUAAAUACAACUUAUUUUAUGACGAAUUCCAUAAUUCGCCUGAAAAUGAGAUCAGAGGAGGAAAGAAGAUAAAAACAGAAGAAAGGUCGAAAUACAGGAGGAUUUUGAUGCUGUAUCAAGAGAAAUACACCAAUAAAACAUUUGAAAUAUUGGACAAGAAGAAGAUGGGAACACUACAAAACAGUCUAAUUGAUGAUUUAUUGCUAAAUCCAAUAAAACCAGUUGAAAUCAAAAUGGUAGAGGUGGAGUAUGAUGUUGGAUUCUUUAGGGUGAACACAUACGACAAGAGAACUGGUUUCUUUGUAACAGAUGAGAAAUCAAUUAAGGUGAUCAAUAUUAAGAGAUUCAUGAAUGGAGACAGGUUGAAGUUGAGAAAGAACUUCAACAACGAUAUAGUGGAUGAGGAUGAGUUUCUGGAACUGAACAGUCUGAAAGUUAGAACACUUGUUGGUUCUGUUGUGGAAAGUAAGAAGCAGGGAUUGGUUCAAAUCAAAUCAAUUCAAACGAUAUUUGGUGAAUUCGAGUAUAAAACUGAAAAUAGUACACUGAUUGGCAAAAAGGUGAUCUUUCUGGCACAUAAUUCAACUGAAAUAGAAGUAGUUCGUGUACUAGGAAACACAUGGGUCUAUGAGGAUGAAGUUGAUGCCAUAUUUGAGCAUUUUGGACAGAAUUACUACAAGAACAAGCAUCUGAAUGUGGAUGUGAGUGAAGAAGUAAGUGAGAGAACGUAUCAGAUCAGAAAGAAUGAGUCAAUUUUCAGUGGAAUACAAAAUAGUGGGCUAAUUGAUUUGACUGAUAAACUGAUAUGCUCAAUUGAUCCACCAGGGUGUGUAGACGUAGACGAUGCAUUGCAUCUUGAGGAAUUUGAUGACUUCUAUGAAAUUGGAGUACAUAUUGCUGAUGUAACACAUUACAUAAAGGAAGGAAGUGAAAUAGAUAGAGAUGCAUUUUAUAGGGCAACAACGAUAUAUUUUCCAGAACUACGAAUUGAUAUGAUUCCACCAAAAUUGAGUACAGAAAUAUGCAGUUUGAGAGAAGAUAAAACAAGUAGAGCAUUUUCAGUCAUAUUUAAGGUGAAGAAGGAGACAUAUGAAAUUGAUAAUGUGGCCUACACAAAAUCAAUUAUUAAAAACAAGAGAGCGUUUACAUACGAGGAGGCAACAAAGGUGGUUUAUGAGGGAGAGGAAGACGAAUUCAAGUGGAGUUUGACGAGGAUGCUUGAGUUUACAGAACACCUGAAAACAAAGAGAAUUGAGAAUGGAGCAUUACUGUUGAAUAAGGGAGAUGGUAGCGAGAAGGUGUAUCAUCUAAAGAGUUUGAUAGAGGAAAUGAUGCUGUUAGCGAACAUAAAUGUGGCAAGGAAGAUAUUUGAAUACAACAAGGGCUAUUCCAUACUAAGGAAGCACCCAAAACCAUCCAAAAUAGCCAUUGAAGGGUAUGGUAUGGAGGGAAUAGAGACAGGACCAGAAAUCAACGAGUUUUUGAAGGAAAACAAGGGCAAUUUAUAUUUAGGAGCAUUAAUGACUAGGAAUCUACAACAGGCGUAUUAUUUUGCAAGUGGAACUGAGACAGAUUACAGUCACUUUGGUAUUGGCUGUGACAUAUAUACGCAUUUUACGUCACCAAUCAGACGAUAUGCAGAUAUUCUGGUUCAUAGGACACUUGCAGAUGUCGUCAAGUUUGAUCAAGAGAAUCAAGGUUGCUGUUUAUUGAACAUGGAAAACAAGAUAGUGAGGAAUAAGGAAUUGUUGCGUAGAAUAGACCAUUAUAGUGGAAUAAUAAACGAAGAGUCUUGCAGGUGGAUCAAUCAUCGUAAUAUAGCAGCAAAGAGAGCAUCAUUCAUGGCAAAUGAGCUAUUUAUUGCCUACAACCUGAAUGAAUAUAAAGCAAAGGAGUAUGUUGGUGUGAUAGCAGCAGUGAAUGAUACAGUGAUGGUCUAUGUUCCAGAUCAUGAAAUAGAAGCUGUAUUGAUUAAGAAGAAUAGAACAGAAUACAAGAUGUAUGACACAAUCAAGGUGCAGUUUAUAGGAGACUUCUCUAACUGGUGUGUAGACAGGGUGUUUAAGCUUAAUGAGGUUAGUUAG